AUGCUGAGGGAAUUGGUACUUGGGGUGGUGCUCGCCCUCGACGUCGUGGAAGGAUUUUCGUCGAAAUACUUGCGUUGCCAGACUAUUGGUCCUUCACCGGGCUCACCAACAGAUGGGUGCCCAAAGGGAACUGUGUAUGUAUCCCCAACAGAUAGUAGAGCACAGUACCAGAGUGUGCAAGAAGCGGUAAUAGCCAUUGGAAACAAACCAGGCAAUGCACACAUCCUAGUCGGAAGAGGAAGGUAUUUUGGUCUCGUAAAUGUGACACGUCAGUGGCCUUUGACGAUACUGGGGGAGGUCUUGAAUUCCAACUCGACAAUUAAUGCGGUUGAGGUUUGGAGCAACGUUGCCGUAAGUCCAGGACAAGACAACGCAGUUACACCCGCUCUCAUUGUGGCACCAUCAUGGAAUGCUUCGCUCAUAGGCUCCGGCCCAACGGGUGCUCCCCUGCAACCUCUAUUUGGCUCGCAAGAUUUCAAGGCCUAUAACAUGGACUUUAAUAAUCUUGCGGCUAAUCAAUCUGUCGGACCAGCCCUUGCGACUGACAUAUCGUAUGCCAACGCUUCAUUCUACGGGUGCAACUUUGCCAGUUGGCAGGAUACCUGGUAUACAGGAAGAAACGGGAGCACGUAUGUUGUGGGUGGAACGAUAAAAGGACAAACAGACUAUCUGUUUGGCUUUGGCACGGCCUGGUUUGAGAAAGUAACAUUGGCCAAUCGUGCAUGCGGAGGGGGUAUAACGGCCUGGAAGGGAACCAACGAAACAGAUGCUCCAGGAAAUCAUUAUGGGGUAUAUGUUGCCAACUCACAUAUCAUACGAUCCCCCGAUGCAAAUGCUACAACUGUUACAGAUGGAAAGUGCUAUCUUGGUCGGCCGUGGAAUGACUUGGCCACAUCCGUCUACAUAAACACAACAAUGGACAAGUCGAUCAAUUUGCAAGGAUUUACGCCAUGGGGAGGUGCUCGACCUGAUGUCCUCAACACUACAUUCUAUGCGGAAUACAACUCGAGUGGUUUAGGAUACGAUGUAUCAAAACGGCUCUCAGCUGAACAUAUUUUGACACCUGAAGAGGCAGGAAAAUUUACUAUCGAAAAAGCGCCGUCCACCUUUGAUUUGACAAAUAACUCGAUCAAGAUGUCUAAAGAUACCGAAAUGACCACCGAAGAGACUGCUACCACUCGAAGGAGCUCGAGGAUAGCAAGCCAGGCUAAACCUCCAUCGGCAGCUGCACCCCCCAAAGAGCGCAAACCCCGUGGAAAGAAACGUACUACUGAUGACAGCAAUGGCGAGGAGGCUGCUGUAGAGGUUGCUGACGAUGGAGAGACCCCAGCGUCGAAGAAGGCCAAGCCAGCGUCUAAGGCCGCAAGCAAACCUACCUCGAAGGCUGCGAAGCCUGCUUCCACGGCGGAGAAAGAAAAGCCUGCGUCCAAGGCGGAGAAACCAGAGUCCAAGGCGAAGCCCGCAUCCAAGGCAAAGCCUGCCUCCAAAGGCAAACCAGCAUCCAAGGCUAAGCCAGCAUCUAAGGCAAAGGGGGAGGAAUCAGAGGAAACCAAUGCUGAGGGCGAUGAUAAACCUGCUGAGACUGAAACCAAGGCGCCUGAUGCAUCUACCGAAACCGCUGCUCAAUCUACGGAGGCGGGUAAGGAGACUGAGGCGCCAAAGGAGGCAGAGUCCACAAAGGAGACUGGGGCUACAAAGGACGAGGAAGUUCCAAAAGAGACCGAGGCAGCCAAGGCAGUGGAGGCAGCUGCUGAAGCACCUGCAGAAGCCUCGACGUCGACUAAGGCUCUCGAAAUUGGCGAUGUUUUGCCCAAUGUUACCCUUUCCAACCACAGUGGAGAUAACAUCGAGAUUGGAACUCUUGCAAAGGAGAAGGGUGUCGUUAUUUUCGUCGUCCCCAAGGCCAACACACCGGGUUGCACCACCCAGGCAUGCGGAUUCCGUGAUAUCUACCAAGAUUUCACUGGCCUUGAUUAUGCAGUGUACUGCUUGAGCCAUGAUAGCCCCAAGGUGCAGACCUCGUGGCAAACCAAGCAAACCCUUCCUUAUCCUCUCUUGUCCGAUCCUAAGCGUACGUUGAUUGCCUUGCUCGGUGCUGGUUCCGGCAACACCACCAAGCGCAGUCACUUUGUCUUUGAAAAGGGUACUGGUAAGCUCGUAGAAAAACAGGUUGGCGUCAAGCCCGCGGACAGCCCUAAGUCUGCCCUCGAGUUUGUGAAGAAGCAUGCUGCAUCAUCCUGA
This is a messenger RNA of Rhizoctonia solani, 2241 nucleotides long. Its product is annotated as pectinesterase. Gene Ontology annotation, molecular function: oxidoreductase activity; pectinesterase activity; antioxidant activity. The transcript is spliced from 18 exons. The record is from RefSeq and is a predicted model, not a curated record. The coding region runs from base 1 to 2241 and encodes 746 amino acids. NCBI's taxonomy places the organism in Eukaryota, Fungi, Basidiomycota, Agaricomycetes, Cantharellales, Ceratobasidiaceae. Gene Ontology annotation, biological process: cell wall modification.